UGUGCCGUUAGCUCGCAUAACAGCGAAAAUCAACAGCUGUUGAAGCAACAGUGAGAGUUUAUAAAAGAAAGCCUGACUGCUGCUGAAGAAAUCUUCUCAGGAUUUAAAGAAACGAUUGUCCAGUAUGAGAAGAUCAAUCGUAAACCCGAGAUAAUAGUUACACAAUACAGACAACCAACAGCAACAUGAACUGUGAUAAGGGGAAGGGUCUGGAUGACCAGCAGGUCUGUAACCAGGUGAGUAACUCCACACUGGACCCACAGCUUCCACAGAUUAAAGAGCAACAAGAGGAGGGAGAGCAGCUUGUAGUGAAACAGGAGGCUGAGGGCAUCAUCAUCUGGACCGGGGAAGAGCGGCUCAGACUGCUGGAUACCAUCUGGAAACCUGAAAUAACAACAUACAGUAAAGAUCUUGCGCAACAGUGUGUCUUUAAGCAAGAGGAUCUGCAUGACCAGCAGGUGUGUAACCAGGAGAGGAACUCCAGUUUGAACCAGGAGGACCCAGAACUCCCAUGGAUUAAAGAGGAACCAGAGGAACUUUGCACCAGUGAGGAAAGAGAACAGCUUUUAUUGAAGGACGAGACUGAUACCUUCAUGGUGACUUUUGAUGAAAGUGAACCUGAACCAAACAGAGAUCAGCUCCUUUCUCACAACUCUCCUGCACCAGAGAGCCAGGAUCAAGGAGAAAAUGAGCAUGUGGAAUCAGAAUCUACUAGAAAACCAGAGCUGAAGAACAGUAACAGUGUAAACAACUCUCCAGCGCCAGAGAAUCAUAUGGAUGUCACUUGA
Molecule: messenger RNA, 788 nt
Organism: Pelmatolapia mariae (spotted tilapia)
Lineage: Eukaryota; Metazoa; Chordata; Actinopteri; Cichliformes; Cichlidae
Exons: 4
Coding region: 186-788 (200 amino acids)
Source: RefSeq, a predicted model, not a curated record